AUGGGACAUGCGUCUAGCAGCUGCUGCGCCAAUGAUGAAAAGCAAGCUGUCGAAGACAUUCAAGCUUGUAUCAACGGGCUCUCAGUUGCUACGACGCAACCCCCUGCGACCUCAAGCGCAGCUGCAAUCUCAAGCACCGAGAUCACGUGCGUGGACACAGUGCCCAAGAAAGCCGUAGAUCUUACAUACACUGCCAGCUCUCUGAGCUUGUUACGGGGCGUAUUCCUUCGCAAGACGUUGCAGGGUGGAGGUGGCCUCUGGCGGCGCAACCCAACCACCCUGACGCAUGAGCAGCUCGCCGUCAAUUUCGCUACCUCCGAGCAAGUUCAAAGUCUGGAUGUGUUCUUUUCACACUCCUGGCUUACUCCUGGACGGUGGAAGUUCCUGUCGCUUCUUGUCCGCAAUGGCUGGCCUUACAUGCUGGCUGCGUGGGCGAUCGGUACAGCGCUGGCAUGCGUUGGAGUCCUGCUAGGGGUGUUGCCGUUGAUGUAUGAAUGGGAAUUCCUUGAGGGCGAGGUCAUAUCCAUGAGCUUCUGGGCUAACGUGGCAGGCGUCUUCUCGUCAACCGGGGGAUUGCUGCUGUUCCCUUACAUCUGCGGCAAGGACCGCAGAUGUUUUCUGGAUUGCGCAUGUAUCGAUCAGACAGACCAGGCCAGGAUGCAAGCAGGAAUCCGCAGCAUUGGCGGCUUCCUCCAGGCAGCUGAGGAGUUGCACGUCUUGUGGAGCGAGCCGUACCUGACGAGAUUGUGGUGCGUGUUCGAGCUAGCGGCAUACCAGAAGCUGAACCCUUCUGGAAAAGUCACCAUCGCACCCGUCUUCGUGGAAGUCAUUGUGUGCUUGCUUUUCGUGUACCUACACAUUGCUUCCUGGUUUUUCGUCGCUAUCAGGACGAGCGCACUCGGCCGAACCAUAUGGAUAUGGAUUGCGUUAGCUUGCUUCGGUGGCUCCUUAUUUCCAUUAGUACAUGCCUUAAGGCAUAUCUGCACGUACAAGCAAGUUCUCUUAACCAACGUGGGCAACUUCCAGUUUGAGACUUUGGCCUGUGCCAAUGAAUCCGAUCGAGACACUAUCCGGGAAGCUAUAGUUCGGUGGUAUGGCAGUGAGGAGGCUUUUUCGGAGUUUGUGCGAAGCUCAUUCCGGAAGGUGGUACAUGACUCCGUCAAGACUCCAGGAGGCAUGCCUUUUGGAUAUGUUUGCUUACUGGCCACGCCGAUGCUGAACGCGCAUUUGGAUCGAUGGAUCUCCCUGUUGCGUGCUGGCUCUCCUGUUGAAGCAGUUUGGGCCUACUUUUCUUCAGCCCUUUUAGCUGUCAGCCUGGCUUUUUAUCCCGCUGUCAUUGGUGUUGGUCUCUAUGCUUGUGAUCGAUGGGCAAGAGACUGGUCAUGCAGGCCCGUUGCAGUACUGCAGACCGUGGGAAUUGGCCUCGCGAUUUGGAUUCUCUUUUCGCUGGGUACCAUUACCUCGUCUGUUGCUUAUCGGGGUAGCGAGACUUCGUCCCUGCUGCUGUGGAUAGGGGCGGCUUUUCUUUUUGCCUUCCUGAUGUGGAGGUGCCUCUGGCAACAGCGAGGCCCUUGCACAUCCUGA
Symbiodinium sp. CCMP2592 is the source of this 1584-nucleotide messenger RNA. NCBI's taxonomy places the organism in Eukaryota, Dinophyceae, Suessiales, Symbiodiniaceae. The record is from the annotation of a GenBank genome assembly.